This is a messenger RNA of Dermochelys coriacea (leatherback sea turtle), 7483 nucleotides long. It is a transcript of the gene ANO8, whose product is annotated as anoctamin 8. Bases 108 to 3320 code for a protein of 1070 amino acids. The transcript has 18 exons. Gene Ontology annotation, molecular function: chloride channel activity. Gene Ontology annotation, biological process: chloride transmembrane transport. Gene Ontology annotation, cellular component: plasma membrane. The record is from RefSeq and is a predicted model, not a curated record. Lineage: Eukaryota; Metazoa; Chordata; Testudines; Dermochelyidae.
CCGCGGCCGGGCGCGCGAGGAGCAGCGGGGAGCCGGAGCGGAGCCCCCAUGGCGCGGCCCCCCGCGCACCCCGCGCCGCAGCCCCGCUGAGCCCGCGGCUCGCCAGGAUGCCCGAGGCGGGCGCGCAGGAGGGCGAGCGGCAGAGGCGAGCCCCGGCGGACGCGGAGCCGGCACCGGCCGGGGUCCUGGACAAGCUUUUUGGGAAGCGGCUGCUCCAGGCUGGGCGCUACAUCAUGUCCCACAAAUCCUGGAUGAAGACGGUGCCCACUGAGAACUGCGACGUGCUGAUGACCUUUGCCGACACGACGGACGACCACACGCUGCUCUGGCUCCUGAACCACAUCCGGCUGGGCAUCCCCGAGCUCAUCAUCCAGAUCCGGCACCACCGGCACACCAAGGUGUACGCCUUCUUCGUCACCGCCACCUAUGAGAGCUUGCUGCGCGGGGCGGACGAGAUUGGGCUGCGGAAGCCAGUGAAGGCCGAGUUCGGGGGGGGCACACGCAGCUUCUCCUGCGAGGAGGAUUAUAUCUACGAGAACAUCGAGAACGAGCUCUUCUUCUUUAGCUCCCAGGAACGGCAGAACAUCAUCAGGUACUGGCUGGAGAACCUGCGAGCCAAGCACGGGGAAUCGCUGCACAACAUCCAGUUCCUGGAGGGGCAGCCUGUCAUCCCCGAGCUGGUGGCCCGCGGCGUCAUCCAGCAGGUGUUCCCCGUCCACGAGCAGAGAAUCCUCAACCGGCUCAUGAAGUUCUGGGUGCAGGCAAUCUGCGAGGCCCAGCCCUUGGACGAGAUCUGUGAUUACUUCGGGGUGAAGAUCGCCAUGUACUUUGCCUGGCUCGGCUUCUACACCUCGGCCAUGGUGUACCCCGCCGUCUUCGGCUCCAUCCUCUACACCUUCACCGAGAACGACCAGACCAGCCGUGAUAUCUGCUGUGUAGUCUUUGCCAUCUUCAACGUCAUCUGGGCCACGCUCUUCCUGGAGGAGUGGAAGCAGCGGGGGUCCGAGUUCGCCUACAAGUGGGGGACCCUGGACACGCCUGCCGAGUCAAUUGAGGAGCCCCGCCCACAGUUCAGGGGCAUCAAGAGGAUCAGCCCGGUGACCAACGUGGAGGAGUUCUACUACCCGCCGUGGAAACGGCUGCUCUUCCAGUGCCUCGUCAGCCUGCCCGUCUGCCUCAUCUGUCUGUCCUUCGUCUUCCUCGUCAUGCUGGGGUGCUUUGAGCUGCAGGAGUUUGUGCUAAGCAUCAAGGAGCUGCCCCGGCUCAUCCGCUUCCUGCCCAAGAUCACCUUGGCCCUCAUCGUCACAGCCUGUGACGACAUCUACAGGAAGAUCGCGUACUGGCUGAAUGACAUGGAAAACUACCGGCUGCAGAGCGCCUACGAGAAACACCUCAUCAUUAAAAUGGUUCUGUUUCAGUUUGUAAAUUCAUACCUAAGUCUUUUCUACAUUGGUUUCUACCUCAAAGACAUGGAGCGGCUGAAGGAGAUGCUGGCCACGCUGCUCAUCACCCGCCAGUUCCUGCAGAACAUCAAGGAGGUCUCCCAGCCCCACCUCUACCGCAAGAUCCAGCGGGGUGACCUGAGCCUGCAGAACAUCCGCGACGUCUCCCACACCAUCUUCCGCCUGCUUGCCCAGAGAUACACGGCGCCCAGGCUGGGCCCGGAGCCCCGGUCUGCAGAGCAGGCAGCCAGGCCGGGCCCCGAGCCCGAGGGGGCAGGCGAGGGGCCACAGGGGGAGAAGUGCCUCAACGGGGGCUGCGGCGUCCCCGAGGAGGAGGAGAAGCGGGAGUCAGACUCGGAGGACGAGAGCGUCCUGGACUGCGGGCUCAAGCUGAAGAAGGUGAGCUUCAUCGAGCGGGCCGAGCGCCGGGGCCGGGAGCUGGGUGCCAUGGAGGACACUAGUUUCCUGGAGGAGGGCAGCCCCACCAUGGUGGAGAAGGGCAUGGACCCCGCUUCCAUCUUCGAGCUGGCUGAGGAUGAGGAGGAGACCGAGGGGCCCUCUGGCAGCCCCCUCCCAGAAGCCAAGGAGCUGGCGGUGACUCUGCGGGCUCGGCGGGGCCGGGUGGCCGAGAGUCAGGAGGAAGAGGAGGAGGAAGAGAAGGGCAGAAAGCGGAACCGGGCCUCCUGGAUUGACCCACCGGAGGAGAACUACUCCUCCCAUCUCACCCAGGCCGAGGUGGAGAGCUGCAUGAAGAAGUACGAGGACACGUUCCAGGAUUACCAGGAGAUGUUCAUCCAGUUCGGCUACGUGGUUCUCUUCUCCUCCGCCUUCCCCCUGGCUGCCCUGUGCGCCCUCAUCAACAACAUCAUCGAGAUCCGCAGCGAUGCCUUCAAGCUGUGCACCGGCCUGCAGCGCCCCUUCGGCCAGAGGGUGGAGAGCAUCGGGCAAUGGCAGAAAGUGAUGGAGGCCAUGGGCGUCCUGGCCAUCGUGGUGAACUGCUACCUGAUCGGUCAGUGCGGCCAGCUGCAGCGGCUCUUCCCAUGGCUCAGCCCGGAGGGAGCCAUCAUCUCCGUGGUGGUGCUGGAGCACUUUGCCCUGCUCCUGAAGUACCUCAUCCAGGUGGCCAUCCCUGACAUCCCGGCCUGGGUGGCGGAGGAGAUGGCGAAGCUGGAGUAUCAGCGCAGGGAGGCCUUCAAGAAACACGAGCGGCAGGCGCAGAGCCACUACCAGCAACAGCAGCGGCGCCAGCGGGAGGAGGAGGAGCGCCAGCGGCAAGCCGAGUACCACGCCCGCAAGGAGCGCGAGAGCAGCCGGGACGAGGGGAAGCCCGAGGCUGCCGGGCAGGACCCCGGCCGCGAGAAGAGCCAGGCCAAAACCAAAGGGGCCGGCGGCUCGUCCCAUGGCUCCGAGAAGCCCAAGAGGCCCAGCUCCCUGCUGGCCACCAACAAUGUCAUGAAACUGAAGCAGAUCAUCCCGCUGCAGAGCAAGUUCCUGUCGGGGGGCGGCGCCGGGGCAGCCGGCACCGCCACGGCCCAGUCCCCGACGGGCAGCGAAAACAAGCUGCCUGGCUUCCUGAGCUUCAAGUUCCUGAAGUCGCCGGAGACUAAGAGGGACGGGGGCACCGAGAAGGUCCAGUCACCCACCAGACCGUUCAACCCGGGCAAACUGUUCAACUUCGGCAAGUCCGAGGGGGCCGGGGGAGGCGGGGCCAGUGGCAACGGCGCCGCCGCCCCCCUGCCGCAGCGGCCCGGCCCGUCCUCGGAGGGUGGCGAGAAGCAGCUGCCCAGCAAAGCCCACCUCAACGGGCUGGUGGACGAGGGUGGCGUGGAGGAGGGUGAGCUCAGAGCCGAGGAGGAGAGCACAGGUCAUAAACUCUAACUGGGGGGAUGGGGGGACAGCGGGCAGGGAGUUACGGAUCCCGGGUCUGUCCUUCAAGCAGAAUUAGGACGUGCCCAGCCUGGCGUGGGGCUCUUAGGACACCUGCACCCCCCCUCCCCGCGCCAUCAGGAGAGUGGAGGUGGGUGCGUAACGUGAGCGGUGGCCGUCCCAUCCCCCGCGGCAUGGGAAAGCAGAGUUUGGUGGCAGGGGCGCCUUGGGCCUUGAGACAGGCAGCUUCUGCUCCCAGCUUUGGUGACGAGAUCGGUGGCCUCAACUCAGUGCCAAGAGGCAGUUCAGCGUCCUCAGGAGAGGGGCAGGAGUGGAAUCGGGGAGUGAAGGUGGGGGCAGCAAGACAGGGUUGAGGGGCGCCUGCAGAGCCCAGGACCAGAAGACUGAGGGCGGGGAGGGGCCUGCACAUCGGGGGGUGGCACAGCGUUGCAGAUGGGGCCCAUGACACAAAAGUGCGAGUGACUUGACAGAGCAGUGCCCGUUGAAUAUUGAGGGGCAUUGGUGGAGCUGGGGGUUUGGGGCUGGACUACCAGGGGGCUGUGGAUUGGGAGUGAGGGGCAUUGGUAGAGCUCCGUGUGUGCAGGGGGAGGUCAGGGCUAGAAUAGCUGCGGGGCUGGGGGUCGUGCCUGAGGGGCAGCAGCAGGACCACCGGUGGAUUUCCCCCUUGAGCACGGGUGGGUUUUCUCCCUGUCUCCUAGCUGAGCCAGGACCCACUGGGGCCCUGUGCUCUGGGCACGAAGGGCUUGUGGGGGCAGGGGAGUAUAUGGGUGCUGUACGGGCAGGUUCCCCAAGCGCUCCCCAUGGUAAAUCUACCCUAAUGCAGCACCCAGAGCCAGGCACAGGAGCUGGCUGUGCAGCCAGGGGCAGCCUGAGCUUAAAGCCGGAGGGGUGGGUCAGGCAGAUGGGGCUGGGGAAGCAGGGGCAGCAGCAGCCCACAGUGGCCUUGCGCUCAGGAGCUCAGCUGGGGUGUGCUCAGAACUCCGUUCCCCUGCGUCCCAGAGUGAGUCAAAGCCCCCUGGGGCCCUGCAGGCUCCCAGCAAAGACUCUCCAAAGCUCCCUUGGCUCCUGCUGAGCCCCUGGCAUCUGCUGCAGGGAAGCUGUGCCCCUGUGCGGGGAGAAGGUUAUCCCCUUUCCUGCCAGCUCUGUCUCCCUGACUGCAAGCGUUCGGCCUGGUGUUGCUCCUGCAAACACACACCAGAAGGGGGGGCUCCCUGCCUGCAUCCUCACAGGGCUCAGCGUUGGCUGCCACAGCUGUCCCAGCCCCUGAAUCUGGCCCCCUGGGCUCAGGUCCUCCUCAACCCCUGCUAUCCUGGCGCUAAUGUCGCCAUGACGGCCUGCUUGUGCGAAGGGUGGGCAAAGUGCUCAGUGCCCCAGGCAACAGCUGGCGAUGGGCUGGAUGAGCUAAUGGGUCUUUCGUGCUCCUAAAGUCCAGGGUGGCAUGAACGGGGUUGGCACCACACCCGCCGGACUCGAGUGGCAGCCAUCCAUCAGCCGGGGGAUGGGGAAUUUAGCUCAUGGGCCACCCUUGUCAAAGUCUCUAGUUCCUUUGGCCCAGCUGGGGAUGGACAGCAAGGGAGCUCAGUGCUGCAAGAUCAGGCCGGAGCCACCAAUCCCCCUGGGGCUGGCAAGGUGUCACGAGCAUCCCAGCUGGGGGAGCACGGUGGGAGGAACGGAGUGGGCGAGCCCAGGUACGGCUGGAAUGAGGGGGCUGGGGGCACAGGCCCACGGUGGCGAUGUGGAGGCAGAGAUCAGGAGGAAGGAGAGGUGGGUCACCACUGAAUCAUUCACCCCUGCCUUCUCACCAGGUAAAAUCCCAUAUGCACUGGAUGCAGAGGGGAAACUCGCUGCUAUUCCAUCUCACCGCUUCCAGAGCUCUCCUCCCAACUCUCCAGCCUCGAAAUGAUUUGAUUUUUCCAGUGCAGGGACAUCUUUCUGCUUGAAGAACAGACCGAGGGGCGGGGCAGCGAAUUUGAGCCACAUAAUUUCCAUGCAUGGUUGACAUUUCUUGCACUAAAAAACGCCCCCAACCUAACAGACUCUAUUCCGUUCUUCUUUAGACAGCUUAAAAGGCGGAGGCAGAAUCUGGGAGCUGCUGCCUCCCCAGCAUAUGCAAAAUGUUGAGCUUUACGGUUUCCAGAACAAAGAGCACCCUGUAGUUAUUUCUUCAGAUUUCCAUUGGCAGGGAAGAAGGGUAUCCAGCCCUCAGUAACUUUGGAAGAACUGGGACGUUCCCUCCCCCGCAAUAAGGAGCUUGCACAUAAAUGUCAUGUCAGACUGGGAAAAGAAUCCACUCAAGGUGGAGGGGCUCAUUGGGGUGGGGAAGGAUAAAUAACCAAUGAUCUUAGCAACCAAAUAAUUGCAGGGUCUGUGGAAUUCGGGGUGGGCGGGAGGGAUUGUCUUCACUUCAGCAGCAGGGAGGUUUUUGCGUAGCUAGUUUAUAGUUUAUCUAGUGCUUUCAUGACUGAAAUCUCAGAGAGUGGCUGAGAGCUCUGCAGGUCACCCAGUGUUUCAGCCACACUAGGAUUAGCAAUCAAGCUUUCGGUCUGCCAGGGCUCGUUACUUACGUUGCCAGGUCAAUGGCUGAUACACUUCUCUGCUUGUGGCUGACUUAGCUUUGGAUUUAGCUUAGAUUUAGUUUUGGACAGGGACGGAGGAAUCUUUGACUAUUUACCAGAGGAAUACUGUAUGAGGAGAAAGGAGCUGGGGACUCGGCAGGGCAGGAAAGGAACUGCCAAGGAGGCAAAGUUUCUAGAGGACCAUUAUGCCGGGUGGUGGCAAAGGACAGCAUCCACCAGACUGAGUCUGGGGACUGAUAUGUGCGUUUACUAUCGGAUGUUUUGGUUUAACUCUUUUUAAAGACGUCAGUGGUCCCUUGGCUGCUUUAUCAUAGGAAGGAGACAAGUCCAGAACCUGUAGAAGUGCUGCCCCUGCCCCAUGUGUGCCCCACAGCAAGCUGUGUACUCUGAUGCACACUGACAAGUGAAUCACUAGAUGUGCAGAGCAUUUAGAACUAACAUAUCUGGAAGGGGACAUACCCACAGCAUCUCGAGCAGAGAGAUGGGGGCUUGGCUGGCCCCAUCUCUGACAUCCAAUCUUUAGGGGGUUUGAAAGCAGCCAGUCUCCCCAAGUAGAAGGGACCUGGAGUUCUCAAAGUGGGUCCUCCAAUGGCUUGUUUGCAGCUCCAUCUUCUGCGACUGGCCCAGUACUGUGGCAUUCCAGGCUUGGGGAUACCCGGAGAUAUCUCCCAGGCCCGGAGUCUUAGGAAACAACACUAUUUUUUAUUUUAUUUUUAUUCUUCCUCCACAAAAAUGGUGUUUUUGUCUUCUAACCAAGCCAUUCUGUAGCAGCAAUAAAAUAGGCCCAGGUGCGUUGAGGAUCUAACCAGAGCCAGAGAGGUGUAACACAGGCUAGGGGUGGUGAAAAUUUCCAGCCCUCUGUCACCUUCCACUGUCUAAUGGACAGUAUUGACCAGACACCAAGAAGGGAGAUAAUCUGUGUAGAAAAUACCUCUGUGCUAUCAGCCAUGAAGGAUAGGCAGGCUGUUGAGGCAACAGCUGGUGAAACUGCUAUGAUUACGUGCCGUUACUCAGUUUGGUUGCAUGGUGAAUGGAUGUUUAAUGCAGCCGCAUGGGGGCCUAGUGUUUCCUUAAAUGCGGGUAAGCCUGGUAUCUCCUCUUUGCAAGAUCAGACAAGGCUGGGUCAUGCUGCUCUGAGCCACAAAAAGCCUUAUGGACAUAAAGUCUGGGGCAGAGUUAUCUGAAGAGCAUGGAGGGGAAACCCCUCCAGUUACGUGCCUGGAUUUCCCUUCCUCGGAGAUCUGCCAAGAACCUUCUGAUCUCUCCCCUGCCCUCUUUGCAGCCUUGAUCAUGGCUGUUUGCUUCUCGCUGAGAUGGACUAGAAGGGGCCUCUCUCCUGCGGGGAGGGUAUUAUUGAGCAACUUAGCAUCUCUCUCACUGCCCCCAGCCGUUGAGUGUGCUGAUUUGUAGCAUGUCAGCCCAGGGACCCAGCCCUGGCAUCGUGUCAGCAGAUGCAUCCUGGGUCCCAUGAUAGAUGGCAGGAGCCGUGACUGUCUCACACCGUGAUGCUUUGGGGUGGGGGUAGACACAGGGUCACCCGAAGAAAAAUUGGGACAAACCCAGAAAGGGCAGGAAAGA